CACCACAACCCCCACCUAGUUGAGCUCAUUACAGGGCGCACAAUGCUAUUACAGCAUUCACGCCGCCGUGUUUCUCGUCUUCUUCUCGUCAACCGUCUCAGCGCCCGCUUCCGCAGCACAACACCCGAAGACUUCAAAGAACUACGGGAGAAUGAGAUCGAGACGGACAAUUGUGAUCUGGGAGAGAGUCAUACAGAGCAAAACCAAAACACCGUCGCAGACGAAGCACCUUUUCCAUUGAACAGUCUACCCGCCGAUCUGCUUGUUCUUGUAAUCGAACAGCUAGUCGUCGCGUACCUCAGCGGUCCAGAGUCAGACCCCACCGAACCACCGUCAACACCACGUGCGCGCAUCCUCUAUCCGAAAAAAUGUUGUUGGAAUCUCCACACUAUCCUCUCCCUCCGCCUUGUAAACAGGACUUGGGCCAAAGAGAUACUUCUCUCCCUUCACAACAACAUAAUCCUACCAAACCUGUCUAUGUCCCUCAACGCACGUCUGUUGCCAUGCACCAGCCCCUCUAUCCCCCAUCGCCGCACCCUGUUCGCCUCCGCUCUCUACAAUUCCACUCUCUCAAUUUCCAAUCGGCGCAUAGGAGACACCCUUCCUAAGCGCAUCAUUUCCUGUGCAAACCACGCUUUAUCGCUUUCUCCCCCGCCGCCUUUUCCGAAAAAAGAAAUUUUGAAAAGGCUCUGCACGGCUGCGAGCCAAAAGACGACGUAUGGACGUGUUCGUCUCCUCGCCCCAAUCGCACAAUUUCCAAAGAGCAACAUGCGUUGUUAUCCCGGGCUUACAAAUGCCCGCGCUCGCAACUACCUCCCGCAGUUGAAUGGCGUUGUACCAAGGGACGGGACUCCAGACGACGAGCUGGUUGCGACUUAUAUAUGCACACUCAUCAUUCUGGACAUGGAGGACCAUGCCAUCGAGCUCCUCGAUGCUGCUGCCGUUCUCUACCCGAGCGAUACUUUUGGGUGCGCGGAUCGCGUGGCGAGGAACUGGGGACGGAAGAAGGUCCUUGACUGGUUUAAGCGGGAGGAUGAUGCGGAGAAGGUGACUGUGGGUGGAAACUACAUGCGUGAUGCGGAAUGGCUGAAGCUCGAAGCACGGUCACAUCGUGAGUUUUCGGAUAACUUGUUGAGCGAUGAGGUACAUGUGCAGCGCGAAAUACCGCAUUGGGCAGAGAGGCAAGUACUGCCAGUGGAAUGGGCAUGAUGCGGACCAUGGUCCUGCAUUCAAUCAACGAGUGACUUUAUCGUUGUUUGAUGGACUUGACUCCCGGAGCAGUGCAAGCACAGAGACAAGUAUUAGUAUUGAUAGGCCUGCGAGCGUUAGAUCCCGAGGUCAGUCACAGCAUCCACGGCGUGAACCGACUCGUCAAGUGCAUACGGGAAUCAACUAUUGGGUGAUCAUCACAGGUGU
Paraphaeosphaeria sporulosa is the source of this 1416-nucleotide messenger RNA. RefSeq lists its product as uncharacterized. The record is from RefSeq and is a predicted model, not a curated record. The coding region runs from base 43 to 1209 and encodes 388 amino acids. The transcript has 2 exons. Lineage: Eukaryota; Fungi; Ascomycota; Dothideomycetes; Pleosporales; Didymosphaeriaceae.